UUUUCCAAAAAAAAAGUGUGCACCUUUUUAUUUCAAUUUUGCCCCUCCAACUCCCAACGUCGUCUUUUUCUUCUAGAUUGGCGCGCAUUUUCUCCCACUCCCUACUUCAUCGCAUCUGGGGGACACAACACUCUGAAAUUGCAUCUAUUGUCUACUCAAAUAUUUCAUUCCAUCAAGAGAACGCCCAACAAGAUGUCUCGAUUUUUCCGCAGCGGCGACGACAGCUCGUCUGAGAGCAGCUCCGAAGAGGAGGAGCUCUACUCCGAGGAAGAGGAGGAAGAGGAAGAGCAGGAAGCCGAGUCUGAAGAAGAUGAAGACGAGGACGAGGAUGAGUCCGAAGAAGAGUCAAGCAGCGAUGAGGAGGGUGGUAAAAGAUCCGGUGCCGCUCGUUUCUUACGUGGUGACGAUUCCGAGAGCGAAGAGAGCGACGAUGAGGCCCCCAAGACCCUCAAGAGUGCCAAGGACAAGCAGCUGGCCGAAUUAGAGUCAAUAAUCGACACUAUAGAGAAGCGUCAGAAGAUCAGUGAUUGGGGUGCUGUGUCUGCUGAAUUCGACAAGCUCAACAGACAGGCCGCCAAGAUCUCCGAGCGCGGCCGGACGCCGAAGCUCUACAUCAAGGCCCUUGUGGAGUUAGAGGACGCGAUGAACGAGGCCAUUUCGAAACAGAAGGUUACCCCCAAGAAGAUGAAUGCCACGAGCGCCCGUGGUCUCAACGCCGUCAAGCAAAAGAUCAAGAAGCUCAAACAGGACUACCAAUCGCAGGUCGAUUCUUACAGAGAGGAUCCUUUAGAUUUCCUUGCUUCGGAAGACGAGGAAGAGGCACCCGCCCCCAAACCCAAGAAGAUCAAGGCAGAGGAUCUCAUUGACCAAGUCGAGGAUGAUCAAGAAGGCUUUUCCACAGUUGGUAAAGGCGGCAGAACGCUCCAAUUUACCCCGGAGAGCAUCUUCAAACACCUACGUGGAAUCAUGGAAUCUCGUGGUAAGAAGAAUACGGACCGUACUGAACAGAUCAAGAUCAUGGAGAAGCUUCACGAAGUUGCUGUCACUCCAUACCAACAAAUCAAGGUCCUUCUAACUAUGGUCUCCGCACGAUUCGAUCUUGGGUCUGGUGGAUCGGCAUCCAUGCCUUUAGAGCACUGGAAGGCUGCCGAGAAAGAGAUCUCUACCUUGUUCGAGGUCUUAGAGGCGAACCGGGAAUACGUCGUGAUCGAGAAUGCCGAGGAAUGGGAUGACGAUGAGAAGCCGCCUACGCUGCAGCCAGGCGAGAAGUACAUCAAGAUCCCUGGAAGUAUUGUGUCGUACGUGGAGCGGCUAGAUGAUGAACUUACUCGAUCUCUACAGAGCAUCGACCCCCAUACUUCCGAGUAUAUCGAGCGACUGACAGACGAGGGCUCCUUAUACAACGUCAUCUUCCGAGGCCUUCUUUACUACGAAACCCUCACCAAGGAUGAGUCUCUGCAGACCCCCCAGGAUAGCCUCAACCGCAUAGUUAUGCGUAGAUUGGAACAUGUUUACUUCAAGCCUUCUCAAGUCGUUAAGAUCCUCGAAGAGAACGCUUGGAAGCCUGUGCCAGCGGAUGUUGAGUCCACCAUCACUCCCAGAGGCAGUAUCACGGAUGCUACCAAUCUCCUGAACGUCCUCUGCAAUUAUCUAUUUGUCAACAGCGAGGGCAUCAUUCGUGCCCGCGCCAUGCUUUGCCAAAUUUACUUCCUGGCCCUUCACGACGAAUACUACAAGGCUCGAGACAUGAUGCUCAUGUCGCAUUUGCAGGAGACGAUUGGCAGUUUCGACGUCCAGACACAGAUUCUCUACAACCGAACGCUUGUUCAAGUUGGACUAUGCGCCUUCCGGAAGGGUCUAGUGUACGAAGCACAGAACACGUUACAGGAGAUCUGCGGUAGCGGUCGACAGAAGGAACUGUUGGCCCAGGGUGUCAUGAUCCAGCGGUUUGCACAGGUAUCCCCCGAGCAAGAGCGACUAGAGAAGCAACGACAGCUGCCCUUCCACAUGCACAUCAACCUCGAACUUCUAGAGUGCGUUUACUUAACAUGCAGCAUGCUUCUCGAGAUCCCGCUGCUUGCCCAAACUGGUUCCUCGCCCGAUAUCAAGAAGCGAGUCAUCAGCAAGACUUACCGACGCAUGUUGGAAUACCAUGAGAGACAAAUCUUCACCGGACCACCGGAGAAUACUCGUGACCAUGUGAUGCAAGCGUCUCGCGCUCUGGCCGCCGGAGAGUGGAAGAAGGCUACCAAUUUCAUCCACAGCAUCAAGAUCUGGGAUUUGAUGCCGAACACAGAAGAGAUCAAGACCAUGCUCUCGAAGCAAAUCCAGGAGGAAGGUCUACGGACUUACCUUUUCACGUACGCCCCGUUCUACGACACCCUUGCCAUCUCCACCCUCUCAUCCAUGUUCGAACUCGAGGACCGCAAAGUGGCUGCUAUCGUCAGCAAGAUGAUUAGCCAUGAGGAGCUAGCUGCCGCCCUCGACCAAGUUACAUCGACAGUUAUCUUCCGGAAGGGCGUGGAACUAUCUCGUCUCCAGAGUCUUGCGCUCACCCUGUCGGACAAGGCAGCACAGCUCAUCGAGACUAACGAACGUACGCUCGAGCAACGUACGCAAGGUACGGCAAACGCCUUCGACAGGAGAGGCGGACAGAACCAGAGAGGUGGCCGAGGUGGCGGACAACGGACGGGCCGGGGCGGCGCAAGGACAGGCGGGACUGGUCAAAGACAAGCUGGCGGCACGCAGUUUACUGGAGGUGUGCUGAGCGGUGCAGUCCGAGGUUAAACGACUGCCGGAUAGGGUUUCGUCUUCAACUUUCUCUCGUUUGUAUCUGCUGCAUACGGCUGGGUUUGACUUAUAAUGAAAAGGCCUCGGUAUGGGACUGGCAUAGUCGCCGGUGACGAGGUUCGCUUAUGUUGAUAACAUAGCUAUGGCUAGAGAAUUGACUUCUAGAACACAUGAAUUUA
This is a messenger RNA of Annulohypoxylon truncatum, 2969 nucleotides long. RefSeq names its product eukaryotic translation initiation factor 3 subunit 8 N-terminus-domain-containing protein. NCBI's taxonomy places the organism in Eukaryota, Fungi, Ascomycota, Sordariomycetes, Xylariales, Hypoxylaceae. The record is from RefSeq and is a predicted model, not a curated record. The coding region runs from base 193 to 2787 and encodes 864 amino acids. The transcript has 2 exons. Gene Ontology annotation, biological process: translational initiation. Gene Ontology annotation, cellular component: eukaryotic translation initiation factor 3 complex. Gene Ontology annotation, molecular function: translation initiation factor activity; RNA binding; translation initiation factor binding.